Molecule: messenger RNA, 1398 nt
Organism: Saccharomyces eubayanus
Lineage: Eukaryota; Fungi; Ascomycota; Saccharomycetes; Saccharomycetales; Saccharomycetaceae
Gene: RVS167
Product: amphiphysin
Exons: 1
Coding region: 1-1398 (465 amino acids)
Biological process (GO): endocytosis; actin cortical patch localization; plasma membrane tubulation
Cellular component (GO): Rvs161p-Rvs167p complex; mating projection tip; medial cortex
Molecular function (GO): protein binding; lipid binding
Source: RefSeq, a predicted model, not a curated record
AUGAGUUUCAAAGGGUUUACCAAAGCCGUCACUAGGGCUCCUCAGUCCUUCCGUCAAAAGUUCAAGAUGGGUGAGCAGACUGAGGAUCCUGUGUAUGAAGAUGCAGAACGUCGUUUCCAAGAACUGGAACAAGAAACUAAAAAAUUGAGUGAGGAGUCGAAGAGGUAUUCGUCUGCAGUGAACGGGAUGCUAACGCAUCAAAUUGGAUUUGCUAAGUCCAUGGAGGAAAUUUUCAAACCUAUCAGUGGUAAAAUGAGUGAUCCCAACGCGACUAUACCAGAAGACAAUCCAGAGGGUAUUGAAGCUAGUGAGCAAUAUAGGGCCAUGGUUGCUGAAUUACAAGAAACAUUGAAGCCGGACUUGGCGUUGGUGGAAGAAAAGAUCGUUACGCCAUGCCAGGAAUUGUUGAAAAUUAUUACUUAUAUUCGUAAAAUGGCCACCAAGAGAAACCACAAAAAACUAGAUUUGGAUAGGCAUCUGAACACCUAUAGCAAGCAGGAGAAGAAGAAGGAACCAACUCCCAAGGACGAAGAAAGGUUGUAUAAAGCACAAGCCCAGGUGGAAGUUGCUCAACAAGAAUAUGAUUACUAUAACGAGUUGCUAAAGACUCAAUUGCCAAUCUUGUUUAGUUUGGAAGCCGAGUUCGUGAAACCGCUAUUUGUUUCGUUCUAUUUCAUGCAAUUGAAUAUCUUUUACACUUUGUACAACAAUCUUCAAGACAUGAAAAUUCCAUAUUUCGAUCUAAACAGUGAUAUCGUGGAGUCUUUUAUCGCCAAGAGAGGUAACGUGGAGGAGCAAACAGAUUCGCUAACCAUUACCCAUUUCAAGAUUGGUUACUCUAAAGCGAAACUGGAAAUGACCAAAAGAAAGUACGGUGUAGGAGCCACUGAGGACUCGCCAGUAAGCGGCGCUUCCAGUGGAACCGGAUACGGUGCCGGAUAUGGUACAGCCACACCAACAUCGCCAACCCCCACGGGAUACGGAUAUGGCGCUGCAGCACCAGGUUAUGGAGCCCAACCAGUCGCACAGUACGGUGCCGCUGCCGUUGCAGGCGCCGUUGCAGGCGCCGUCCCAUCUUAUGGUGCUGCACAAUCGCCACCGCUCACCGGAAUGGGAUUCCAACAACCACAACAGCAGCAACAGGGUCCACCACCUGCCUAUUCCAACCCUCUAACGCCACCUGUAGGCGGUGCAACAGCCGCAGCUGUCCCCGCCUUAGAAACCGUCACCGCGCUAUACGAUUACCAAGCGCAAGCCGCAGGUGACCUGACUUUCCCGGCCGGUGCAGUUAUAGAGAUUGUCCAGCGUACUCCAGACGCAAACGAAUGGUGGACAGGAAGAUACAAUGGCCAGCAAGGUGUGUUCCCCGGAAACUACGUCCAACUCAAUAAAAACUAG